GACGUGGGCUCCAUCUGCACCACUGUCCCCAAAGCCAUGCACAAUUCCCUCCGGGACACCAGGAACAUCUCCUACAAAGGAUGUGCUGCAGAGUUCUUUCUGUAUGUAUUUUUCAUUUCAGCAGAGUUUUCUCUCCUGACCGUCAUGUGCUACGAUCGCUACGUGUCCAUCUGCAAACCCCUGCACUACGGGACCCUCCUGGGCAGCAGAGCUUGUGCCCACAUGGCAGCAGCUGCCUGGGCCAGUGCCUUUCUCUAUUCACUGCUGCACACAGCCAAUACAUUUUCCCUGCCCCUGUGCCAUGGCAAUGCCCUGGGCCAGUUUUUCUGUGAAAUCCCCCAGAUCCUCAAUCUCUCGUGCUCCAAAUCCUACCUCAGGGAACUUGGGCUCAUUGUGGUUGGUGCAUCUUUAGGUUUUGGUUGUUUUGUGUUCAUUGUUUUCUCCUAUGUGCAGAUCUUCAGGGCUGUGCUGAGGAUCCCCUCUGAGCAGGGACGGCACAAAGCCUUUUCCACCUGCCUCCCUCACCUGGCCGUGGUCUCCCUGUUUGUCAGCACUGGCACAUUUUCCUACCUGAAGCCCCCCUCCAUCUCCUCCCCAUGCCUGGAUCUGGCCCUGUCAGUUCUGUACUCGGUGGUGCCUCCAAUCCGCAUUCCUGCGGCCCUGAUCAUCCUCACUUCCUCAGCGCUGAACAAAAUUUUUAAAAUAGAGUUCAGCUCUCCCCAGGUGUAA
Molecule: messenger RNA, 729 nt
Organism: Melozone crissalis (California towhee)
Lineage: Eukaryota; Metazoa; Chordata; Aves; Passeriformes; Passerellidae
Product: olfactory receptor 14C36-like
Exons: 2
Biological process (GO): G protein-coupled receptor signaling pathway
Cellular component (GO): membrane
Molecular function (GO): olfactory receptor activity; G protein-coupled receptor activity
Source: RefSeq, a predicted model, not a curated record